Messenger RNA from Trypanosoma brucei brucei TREU927, 4218 nucleotides. RefSeq lists its product as hypothetical. The record is from RefSeq and is a predicted model, not a curated record. Bases 1 to 4218 code for a protein of 1405 amino acids. Gene Ontology annotation, molecular function: protein binding. NCBI's taxonomy places the organism in Eukaryota, Euglenozoa, Kinetoplastea, Trypanosomatida, Trypanosomatidae. The transcript has a single exon.
AUGGCCCAACCGGUGGAUCUAUGUGAACUGUACAGUUCUUACUGCAAGGAGGAAGGUUGUAAACCAAAUACUGCGGUUUUGCAAUACAUUAUCGACUGUGGGCGCAGGUAUCCACUAGAAAAGUUGAUACUGGGUAACAAUUACUUGGGACCACGAGGCUUACGACCGAUUGUUCGCCUGGUGGACUAUUGUCCAACAAUGAUGCAUCUCAACAUCGAUGAGAACGGGGCUGAUAACGACACCGUAUCACUCCUCUGUGAUGUGCUAAUGACACACAAAGGCAUGCAGACAAUCAGCCUACGCGGUAAUCCAAUCACGGCCACCGGUGGGAAGAAGUUGCUCGCACUUGCGGAGAAGAACCCUAAAAUCACUCAUAUUGAUCUUGAUAACACGGACGUUUUUCAGGCACUCUUGUUGAAGAUCUACGCCGCAACGAAAGCGAACCGUGAUCGGAUUGGGAGGGGGGCGGUACACCUUAUUCCAACCAGUAUGGACGAGAAGGAAUUAAUGGCUAUUGUGAGCAGCGCAAAUACGAAGAUGACACACACGUUUACAGAGAAGCCGGUGAUUAGACAACUCCCCAGCGUCAAAAAGGGUGAGCCAACUCCUGUGGAGAGUUCCGUGUCACCCCGUGUAGUGUCACCGGUGGAGCGCUCAACAACUUUCCCAAAACCUGGUAGGGCCUGGGGUGGUGGUCAACCUUCCUGUGAAACCAAGUCUCCCCUUGCACGCAGGAAGGGGAGGGCUCGGCCACCUAUUCCUCCCAUUACGUCUCGUUUGCCGGAGUCUCAACGACUAGAGUUGCAGAAGGAAUACCGUCAAAGGGCAAUGAUCCUACGCGAAGUGAAUACGAGCCAAGCGAGCAAAGUAGCCAAUCGCGUUCGUGAAGAGUUGAUGCUAUUAGAGCGUAACUUUAGGAGUGAGCCCUCCACCCAACUCGGUUGGAACGUGGAAGCUGCGGGAACGGAGGCCGGAGAAGGUAAGGGGGACCACAGUUUCGACCAAGAUUUGGAGGCUAUUGAAGGAUAUGUGGACACCAACCAGGAGGAGACGGAGCAUGGUGCUCAGCCGCAAAUGCAGCAUGUAGAGGAAGGCUCCGCGGAUAAUAGUCGACCUGAGGGGCUUAUAAAUCGCUCAUCAAAUGGUGCUUUCGGCCCUCCACCGAACUUCCGUGAGCCACAGCAGCAAGUGUUGUUGCGAAGGGAUGAAACAUCUCCCGAAGUACCAUUCGGCAAUGCCGGAGGGGUGACUUCGCUGAAGUCCAUAAAUUUGAGCGCAAUUUCCCCAUCUUCUAAUAGCCCUGAUUUCACUGGGAAAAUUGUGUUGCAAAGUGGUACUCCGAACACGAAUACGGAGAAGGAGAGCGAAGACAACGUACACACAUUUAUGGAGAGUCCUGCUUGGAUGACGCUCGGAAGCGGCGAAAAAUUGCAGUACCUCUUUAACAGUGGCUGUCGUGCGUACGUAAGCCAGAAGUUUGACACUUCGUACAUGGCAUGGAAGGAGGCAAUGUCCAUUGCCACUUCAGUGAAGGACAGACAGUGGAUGGCAGUGCUUUCUAACAAUUUGCAGCGACUGAGCUAUGAGAUGCUAGUACGUGAAGGUACCGAGUUCCUAGAUGAAUUUAAGCUAGAAGAUGCGGACGUAGCCUUUCAGCGUGCUCUUGAAGUUGCCCGUAGGGCAAAUAACGCAAAAUGGGAGUCAGAUAUGCAUAAAGCACGUCGGGAUGUACAGGUGGCUAUUUUCCACAAAACUGAUGAGGCUGCGUUGCGUAUGUUCGAAAAAGCACAAACCACGGAGCCGCGAAAAGUGACGAGUGACGAUUAUUUUGUCGUUGCGGGCUCCGAUGUACUUAUACAGCACACCGAGGCGUACGUGAACGAGUGGGCUUGCAUGUUGCUGGUAAAGGAGGCUGUCGAGUUGUGGGCGGCGGCCAUCCGCGUCACUGAGCGAAUUGGGGGAACUGCUUCUCAUACACUUCAAGUUUCUGUGAAGGAGUCGCUGACUACAGUUUCGUACUUUCUCGCGCAGAGGUGUUUCGAUGUGGAGGACACACAGUCGUUGAGUUGGAUGUCCACUUCCCGCUACAACUACCAUGAGUGUAUUAUGCUCAUCAAACUGUGGACGGACAUGACGUCCAGCGCCGAUUUUCGCGAAAAUCAUAAACUCUUCGCAGCCAUUGCCGCGGCUCAGAUAGGGAAUUUGUACCUAGCUACGAACCAACUGAAAGAGGCGGAGGCGCAGUUCUCAGCGCUUACAUCUCUCGGUGAAGAACUUCGUGAUUCAAUCCUAAUCGCUGCCGGGCACACUUUCCGGGCACUUCUCAACUGGCAGUGUGCGCGGUAUCCAGCAGCGGAGGAGCACUUUCGUACGGCCGUAGCGCGUUGGGGUGCACUACGCGAUGUGGUGAGACGGGAACGACUGGAGCAGAACAGCUUCGUUGGAAAUACCACUGGUGUCAACUCAACAUCAAAUUCCAGCAGUAACGUAGUCGAUAGUCUGACCAAGGUGACCACCGGCCGUUAUCACGUGGAUGGAGUUUCAGAUGCUGUGUUUUCCCGCUGUAAUGAGUUGUCAAGGCUACUGUUGCUGCUGCCACGUGGAUACGUGUCGAUGAUGGAGUGUGUCAGCUACAACUACCUUGUUUCGAGUCUCGCAUGCAAAUACCGAUACAGCGAAGCACUGGAGGUGUUGGAGUGUGGCUUGGUUUGUAAGUAUCGUGACAUGCUCUUUGACAAGCUCGAGAUGAACUUUAGCACUCGGCCUACUUUUGCACAAAUCACGGCCACACCUUCACUGGUUCACUCACCCCUGGUUUAUUAUUUGACGACAAGGCGUUAUGAAUGGAGCUCUACAAAGUGCUCCUACGACGUGGAGGAGAGUUUGCUAACGUGGAUUGUUCCACAGGUGGGUGACAUGCGUUUUAUUGAGAUCCCUUUGAUGAAGGAAAUGAAAGUGUUGUCCGUUGACAGUCUUGUGCAGAGGGUGCGUAAGUCACUUUUGCUUGCCCCCCUUGAUAGGCUGGGAGCAAACAAUGCUAGGAGUGGCGGAACCAGCGGUGACUCCUGUGGGGGCGAAAAGGCGGUGGAUGCACCUGAGAUAAUUACGGAGCUUCCUAAUAAAACAUGGGUGGAACCACUCAAGACGCUUUACAACAUUUUCAUCGAGCCCAUUGCAGCCUAUAUCCGCUCGUCGGACCCGCGGCUCCUGGCAAAGAACGGUGUCGUAACGAUAAUUCCCACGGAUGGCCUGUGGCUCGUCCCAUUCAAUGCCCUCAUGUCACGGAACGGGAAUUUCGUUAUUGAGGACUUUGCUUUUCAGUUGGGGUUCAGCGCUACACAGUGUCGUCUCGCUGCGCUGAGUGCGAAGCGAGUGCAGCAGCGGUGUUUGUUUCAGAACUUGGUGCUCGUACAAAAACAGGCGGACGCUACCGAGCAGUUGAUGUCGCACUUGCUUUUUCCUCUUGAUGCUCACCGCUCAGAGAGUGAAGGUGCUGUAGUCAUGCAGACGCUUGCUCAGAACAAGCGGCACGUCCGACACCAGUGUAAUUCCUACGUGACAAGCGAGAUAACGAGCAGCGAGGUGCUCCUGCACGACAUCGAGAAACUGAAGGAACACUUGCCGCGCAGUCGCACAGUUCAUAUCGCCGCCUCCACCACAAGCGGCUUUCGGAAUGAGGAUGCAGGUGGAGGUGCCAUUUGUAUAGCGGGGACAAAGGGCGACUUACAACUGUUGCGUUCCUCUGAUAUUGCGCGCAUGGAAUUAUUCGCUGAGCACGUGAUUCUUAGCAACGCUAAUAUGUCACCCUCUGGCAUCGUUGGCACGCACGACGAUGUACUUUGUCUCACCCGCGGCUUCCUCGCUAGCGGGGUGCCAUGCGUUAUUACAUCGCAGUGGUGCACACCCGACAUGGUGCCAGCGAUGCUCUUCUCACGCUUUUACCAACACCAGUCCGCGCCCAAUAAACGCACUCGAAGCUCGUUGCUGUCCCGUGAUUCCAUUGGACUGCUCCCUGCAUCGGGUACUCAACAGAAUGCAUUGUCUAGGAAGGAGGAGGGGAGUGAUCGGUGUAACGACAACUUAAACUGGCACAAGGCACUUUUCCUUGCGCAAGCCAUCCGGGGGUUAUUGGAGGACGACACAUUCCGUUACUCACCGCGUUCGUGGGCGGGGUAUUAUUGCAUUGGGUACGGGUUGAUGCCGCCGGGGGAGGCCUGA